AUGCUGACUUCGUGUCUUAUGGCGGUUGCAAUUGCUAGCACCGCAACUGCUUUCACUCCUCCAGGAGCCCAACCGGUUUCUACAAAAAAUCUUACGGUGGCAUUUGGCAAUACGCUGGCAAUAAAUGGCAUGAAUCUUCCCCGAGAUGCUACCGGAUCAGCACCGAGCCUCGGAACCGCUGAAAAGUUGACUGGUACAUAUGCGAUCUUGAUGGUCGAUCUCGAUAUUCCACCUGCGAUGGAAGGUGGCGCAACCAGCCAACUCCUGCACUGGAUGCAAACCGGUCUGGAAUCCGCCAAUACUAGCACUACAAUCGCUGGAACGAAAGUGUUUGAGCUCGUCAAUCCCUCCAAGGCAUCUCCAGUCGCCGCAUAUCGCCAACCCAAUCCACCGAACAGAAACCCAGUUUCUCAUCGAUACACGCAGUUUCUCGUAAAUACUACGGGAAACACCGCUGCGUUAGCAAGUUUAACUCAGGCGGGGGCUACGAUCCGAAAUUUCAGCGCCGCCAAUGUGAUUAAGAGCGCUGGAGUUGAUGUCGCAGCUGGCAACUGGUUCAACGUUACGAAUGCUAAUGCUACUGGGGCUGGAACGAAUGGUGCGAGCCAGACAAAUUCGACGUCCCAGGCGGCGGCUGGUGGAGCUGUUAGGAUGACGGGCAAUAGCGGAGCUGCGCUGGCAGGGCUAUGGCUUCUGGUAGCAGCUGUUGCUAUCCUGUAA
This is a messenger RNA of Venustampulla echinocandica, 720 nucleotides long. RefSeq lists its product as uncharacterized. Gene Ontology annotation, biological process: regulation of proteolysis; regulation of Ras protein signal transduction. Bases 1 to 720 code for a protein of 239 amino acids. Gene Ontology annotation, molecular function: phospholipid binding; peptidase inhibitor activity. The record is from RefSeq and is a predicted model, not a curated record. The transcript has 2 exons. Lineage: Eukaryota; Fungi; Ascomycota; Leotiomycetes; Helotiales; Pleuroascaceae.